GUAAACUAAACAACCAACGUACAUAUUAAAGUAGAAGAUGUGUCAUUAUACACAGUGUUAGUCCAUUGACUUAAUUAAGAAGGACUUUACAGAAAAGGUUUGGUGAAUUAUUGUGUUAAGAUCUCCAUCAUGUCCAGAUUUAGCGGAGUUGAUGCAAAUGUGCUGGCACAGACUAUAAGUUCAAAUAUCCAAAGAAUAACAUUGCUAACUAAUGAAAUCCAGCAGAUGAUGAGACAUUUUGGAACAGCACAAGACACAACUGACCUGCGACACACAUUACAGGAGAAACAGCAGAAAGUCAAUCAGCUUGCUAAAGUGACAGACAAAUGCAUGAAAGAAUACAGUGUUUUACCUGUGACCACAGAACAGCGGCAAAGAAAAAUCCAUCGAGAACGUCUAAUCACUGAAUUCUCCAAUGCCCUGGCCCUUUUCCAGAAAGCUCAGCGAGAGGUUGCAAAGAAAGAGAAGGAGUUUGUGGCGCGUGUCCGAGCGAGCUCAAGAAUUUCAGGUGGAGACAUAGAUGAUGGUUUUGGAGGAUUUCCAUCCCGCUUUCAAAGUGAGAUUCAUGCUCAAGAUCAGAGAUAUGAGGAGACCAUCACAGAAGAAGAUCUGCAGCUCAUUCAGGAGAGAGAAUCAGCGAUCAGACAGCUGGAGUCGGACAUCACAGACAUUAAUGAAAUCUUCAGAGAUCUGGGCAUGAUGGUGCAUGAACAGGGAGACAUGAUUGACAGUAUAGAGGCCAAUGUAUCAAAUGCAGAGAUGAAUGUGCAGACGGCCACACAACAGCUGGGUAGAGCAGCAAGUCACCAGACGUCAUUCCGCAAGAAGAUUUUCAUCCUGAUCGCUGUUCUGAUUGUGUUUGCUGUCAUUAUUGGUUUGAUUAUCUGGGCUUCUGUCAAAAACUAAAUUUGACCAUCAGAUGUCCCACAGCAUUUGUACUGGCAUUAGUUAUGGAGGUUUGUCACUAACUAAAGCUGUCCUGACUUGCUUUCUAAAUACAGUUAAGAUAUUGUCACUAAUAGAAUGUUUAAUACAAGUUGAGCUCUAAGGACAGUAACUUUAGUGUGCAGUUCCUUACCACAGAAACUUAUUUUAACUCCAUUUGUUAAAAGGGUCCUAUUAUGCUCUUUGACAAAGUCUUGAUUUUGUUUUGGGGGUGUACAAGAACAGGCUCUCAUACUAGGUUGUU
Messenger RNA from Carassius carassius (crucian carp), 1189 nucleotides. RefSeq names its product syntaxin-7-like. Gene Ontology annotation, biological process: vesicle-mediated transport; intracellular protein transport; vesicle fusion. Gene Ontology annotation, molecular function: SNARE binding; SNAP receptor activity. The transcript has 10 exons. The record is from RefSeq and is a predicted model, not a curated record. Lineage: Eukaryota; Metazoa; Chordata; Actinopteri; Cypriniformes; Cyprinidae. The coding region runs from base 130 to 906 and encodes 258 amino acids. Gene Ontology annotation, cellular component: endomembrane system; SNARE complex; synaptic vesicle.